Loa loa (African eye worm) is the source of this 2450-nucleotide messenger RNA. RefSeq lists its product as hypothetical. Gene Ontology annotation, molecular function: cysteine-type endopeptidase activity. The coding region runs from base 638 to 2281 and encodes 547 amino acids. The record is from RefSeq and is a predicted model, not a curated record. The transcript is spliced from 14 exons. Gene Ontology annotation, biological process: proteolysis. Lineage: Eukaryota; Metazoa; Nematoda; Chromadorea; Rhabditida; Onchocercidae.
CUGUCGAAAACGUGUACUAUGAAGAGAUGAUUUAUGAGGGCACAAAACCUAGACAUUGACGAAUAUAAGAUAAAAGCGAAUCAAGAUAUUACAGAGGAGGAAAAAAUGGGACAAGUUAAAACCACAUUCGAGGAAGCAAAACCCCUCCGCAGUUAGAUGACAUUACAAAUAUCGAAUCAAAAAGAGAAAGAGAGGUCAAAUCUGCUAAGGAUGAUAUGUGGCGUGUUUCAUCCACAAGUAACGGAGGAGAGGAUGUGUCGAGCAUUGUUGGUUAUAUUCGAAGAAAAAAAAAUAGGCGGGAAAAAAAAUACGCUGUUUCUUUUUCCCGAAAGGGUGCUCAUAUUUGGUGAGAAUGAAAAGUUGAGUGGGAGCAGAAAACGAAGAAGAUGGAUACAAUGGAGCAAUGGUCGAUAUGUGGUUUAGUCAACUACAUCGAUUUCAUCAUGCAUGAAAUAUUUGGUUUUCAUGACAGCUUAGAUGGCAAUGCAUUUCUGCAAACAAAAGACUGUCAAGAGGUGUUACCGAAUAUGAUCGUAUUCUACGGACCAAAAACCAAGGAUCGUCUCUUUUAUAUGUCUGGGGCAAUCAUGGACAGACUAUAAAAGAUUUGUUGCUGAGGCUUCAGUCAUUUUCGAAAAUGCAUGGGACAUGUAUGGAUGGACCUCAGUUAGCAUUGAGACGCAAAUUCGUACCAGUAAAGUGGUCAGCUGAAGAGCAGAUUACGAUUAGAGUGAUGGGUAUUGAUGACUGUAUGCUGCAACUUCUUUGCCACGCUCGUGGUUUCCCUUGGCCUCGUUUUCAGUGGAUGGAAAAUGAUAAGGAUAUAAACCAUUCGAACGGAAAAGCACUUGUCAUUUCUAGAUGCAGAUGUCGAAGAGAUAUGAUGUAUAGGUGUAGGAUAUGGAAUGAGAUUGAGGAGGGCUUCGAAUAUUCGGCAUUUUACCGAAAACCGGGAAAGACAUUUCACUCAAAAUUAACAACGGAUCCAGUGGACUUGUCAUUAUUCAUAACUCCAAAUAUGAGAGUGGAAUCCUGUGAACUAUGUGCCAAAUACAACAAUUUGACUUUAUCGACUGAUUGCUGCAAAACUAUGCAAAAUGAAGGCGAAUGGAACGCUGAAUUAAUCGCUACGGAUAAGGUUGCAUUGAUUAUAAGCAACUGCAACUACAUUAAUCUACCGAGCUUAAUCACGCCUCACUGUGAUGCCGAAAUGUUUGCAGAAUCCUUGCAAAAUCUUGGCUUCAAAACUGUUGCACUUGGAGACUUGAAUCUUGCCGAAAUGCACUUCUUCAUCAAAGAAUAUCGCAAACUUCUUGGUGACGGAGUGUAUGCUGUAUUUUAUUUUGUUGGUCAUGGUUUUGAGAAGAACGGAAAAAAUUAUCUACUGGCGAUAGAUGCACCAGGUGUUGACUGCAGGAUAGUUGACUGUGUUUCUGUUGAGUGGGUUCUUUCCGUUUUUGAAGAUUCACAUCCAGCUUUAAAUCUGAUACUCCUCGAUAUAUGUCGGAAAAAUAUGAAAUGCGUUGGCAUUUUGGGGUGUUUCGACGAUGCAGAUAUCGAAAAAAUACCAAAGAUAGCACGCAACACUGUCUGUGGAUAUGCGACUAGUAGUGGGGUUAGUGCUUUUGAAGUACGUGGAGAAAAGAAUGGUGUUUUCAUGAAGCAUUUAUUGCGGCAUAUAACUGAUGAUGCAACAGUUCUCGAAAUGUUAACAAAGACAUUCCAAGAAAUCUCAAAUGAUGUUAGAAUUUGUGAUCUGCAGAUCCCGGAACUUAGAUCAAAUUUAAUUUUACCUCGUGGAUUACGAGAUCCUCUUGUUUGUUAUGGUCAUACGACUUCUUUCAGUUGUCACACUCUUUACUGGCGUUACUUGCAUGAGUUGCCGAAUCCGACAAAUAUACGAUUUACGGAUCAAAACAUGCUUGUUACCAUUUGGUAUGAUUAUGUUGGACAUUUCACAAACAAAGUGUACAUAUUUAGUAGUGUUAGUGAUCUGUCCGAUGAAAACGGUACGGAAAGUUCGGAACUAUUAUCUACCAAAUUCUCGUAUGUUGCACAUUUACGUUUCUCCAAGAAUGUCGAUGUGUCAGCAGAGAGGAUAAUAGAAGAUGGUGACGAUGGUGUUUCAAUAUCUGUAAUGUUGUCAAAUUUACAGCGCUUGAAAGGAUCUAUAUUGUGCUCGGUAGAUCUUGCAAGUCGAAAAGAUGAUACAGUGAUAGCAUCGAGAAGUAAUUUGUCACUGGGUAAUGUGUUGGUUACAAGAAUUCAUAGAAUGGAAUGAAAGAUUUCUAAUUUUUGUUACGAAACUAACAGAAGUUUGCAUAUACUUGACACUUAAUGGUUGUUUCUGUCCUUGUUUCGGGAAAUUUCGUUUUCAGUUUCAGUUUUAUAUUUGUUAAACAACAUUUUGCAUAAUAAAAAUCCAAGUGUACUUGGUGUAGAAACGCGGA